Molecule: messenger RNA, 4530 nt
Organism: Adineta ricciae
Lineage: Eukaryota; Metazoa; Rotifera; Eurotatoria; Adinetida; Adinetidae
Source: the annotation of a GenBank genome assembly
AUGGCCUCUACACACGAGAGUAAAGUAACGCUCGACGAAGUUGCUCGAGUUACUGCAGAAACCUUAACUCAACAUGCGAACGAUAUUCGUAGAAUACAAGAAACUUUCAAUACCUUGCAACCACAACUACGAACAGAACUGGAAGCCUGUCAUAACCUCUUUCGAAACGAAUUAUCAACUACUCAAACACAACUGAAAACUGAUAUACAGGAAGUAAAGGCAGCAAUUAUGGAACUUCAGAAUCAUCUCUUAGCAGGAAAAACGGAAUCAUCAACUACUACCAAAGCCGUCAGCCAAACUCCCACACAACCAACACGUCUUUUUGUUAACACAACAGUAUCCCCUCAUGAUCACAUACCAGUAACCACGCCAAACACACCAACUAUUGUUGUCCCCCCUGUCUCUUCUCUUCCCACAUUUGCAGGAAAGUCAACUGAGAGACCACGACAAUUUUUAUUACGUGUAACAGAAUAUGCUCGGACUAUUCAUAAAUGGUCUACCGACACAUUAUUACAAGGAAUUUCUCAAUUUUUAAAAGAUUCUGCUUUGGAAUGGUAUUGUCAACUCUAUAAUGCCAACAGUCUACCGGAAACAUGGAACGACUUCACCACACAAUUUCUCGCACAAUUUCAUUCACCAAUUCGUGUCGCACAACAGGAACAUGAAUGGGACGAAUGCAAACAGCAGGAAAAUGAAACAAUUAAUGAAUUUGUUGUCCGUCUCCGUUCGCUUUGGCUGGAACAAAAACCUGAAGAAACUGAAACUGAUUUUAUUAAACAUUUAUUCUGCAAAAUGAGACCGGAUAUGUUAACACUCAUGAACGCUAGUCGCUCACAAUCUUUAUCCAACAUUAUUACGGAAGCACAGCAAGUGGAAGAAAUAUUGUACUUACGAAAUAAAGAGGCUAGACGACGUGCAAAUCCGCGACCAAAACCAACUGUAAAUACACCAGUAUCAACAUUAACUACAACCAAUCAAUAUUCAACACGAAACGCACCAACUACGUCGAAUAAUUCUUAUCUACCGACUUGUUGGCGCUGCUAUGAAACUGGCCAUUAUGCUACGACCUGCCCCCUUAACGAAACUCGUCGCAAUUAUGAUUCGAAUGAAUAUAACCAACCGCCAUUACCUCAACACUCUUUCCCAAACCAACCACUAUCAAUCAAUGGACGGAUUGGUUCACUACCAAUUAGUUUCUUGAUUGAUACUGGUUCCACCCUCACCCUCAUCAAUUCUCAAAUAUUUAACCAACUCAACCCACGACUAACACAAACAAAAAACAAGCCACCUUCCGCACUAUCCUUACGUCUAGCUGAUCAUUCACCACUCACUGUUCAAUGGGUCGUGACUCUACCUUUUACUUUUAAUCAUACUACACGUUGGCAUCCAGCAUACGUGGUACCUAACCUAUGGCGACCAUGUAUUAUCGGCAACAACUUCAUACAUACACACGAACUUAUCAUUGAUGGAGCACGUCAAUGUGUUUAUUAUGCGUCUCAACAUAAUCGAACUCUCCCCUACUCAUCAGUCGAAACAAAUUACUCUGUUAUUCAACACGAAUCUUCACCGACAAACUCACCUCAUAAUUCGUCCAACAUUCAUGUUAUAUCCCAUUCAAAUGAAGAAAAGUCAUCUGAACAACCCGAUUUACAUAAUUCUAUACUAAAUGAACACCAACAGCAACAAUUAGCUAAUGUUAUUCAAUCAUUUCCACAACUGUUCACUAGUGUACCAGGACGUACAAAUGUUAUAAAACAUCAUAUUGAAGUACAACCUGGCAGCAAACCAUGUAACUCACCUCCGUAUCGUUACGCCCCAGCUCGUCGUCAAGCCAUCGACGAAGAACUCAAAACGAUGUUAAACGAAGGUGUUAUUACCCCAUCUAAAAGUUCAUGGGCAUCUCCAGUAGUAUUAGCCCCUAAAAAAGAUGGAUCAAUGCGUUUCUGUAUCGAUUAUCGAAAACUCAACAAUCUUACAAUACGUGAUGCAUAUCCAUUACCCCGUAUCGAUGAUACCUUAGAUUCAUUACAACAAGCUCAGUUCUUCUCAACGCUCGAUCUCCGCUCAGGCUACUGGCAAGUGGAAAUGGAUGAAGCUAGUAAACCACUCACGGCAUUUGUUACGCAUAGAGGUCUUUUCGAAUGUACAGUCAUGCCGUUUGGCCUUACAAAUGCACCAGCUACAUUUCAACGAUUAAUGGAUAUUGUAUUAGCAGGACUUAAAUGGCAAUGUUGUUUAGUAUAUCUAGACGACAUUAUUGUAUUCUCCGCAACAUUUGAACAACAUCAACAUGACUUACGAAAAGUUUUUACUGCCUUAUCUGAGGCGAAUCUAACGCUCAAAGCUACGAAAUGUCAUUUUUGUCUUCCCGAAAUCAAAUACUUAGGGCACUUAGUCACAUCUGAAGGUAUUAAACCAGAUCCAGCACUUGUCGAAACUGUCGUCGAAUGUAAGCAACCAAUUACGAUUAAAGAUGUUCAAGCUUUUCUAGGACUAACCGGUUAUUAUCGACGUUUUAUUAAAAAUUAUGCUCAAAUUUCAGAACCCCUUCUGAAAUUGCUAAGAUCCAAUCAAACCAAAACAACACGUUCACCGGUACAAUGGAAUGAUGAUUGUACAACUGCAUUUAAUACGUUAAAACAACGAUUAGUAUCACCACCAAUUAUGCAACACCCAAACUUCUCUUAUCCGUUUAUACUAGAAUUAGACGCAUGCGAAUACGGCAUUGGAUGCGUCCUUACUCAAGAAUUUGACAAACGCAAAUAUGUCAUCGCAUACGCCAGUCGAACCCUCAACACGGCCGAAAGAAACUACAGUGCCGUCGAACGCGAGGCUCUCGCUAUAGUCUGGGCAACCAAACAUUUUAGACAGUAUAUUGAAGGAGGGCCAACCAUCGUUCGUUCUGACUGUAAGGCUCUACAAUGGUUGAAAAAUACUCGAGAUCCAACUGGCCGAUUAGCAAGGUGGGCAAUGAAUCUUUCUCAAUAUAACAUCAUUAUACAGCAUCGACCAGGCACAAAGAAUCCAAAUGGAGAUUUUAUGUCACGAUAUCCGAUAAAUUCAUCAGAUGUCGAAGCUACGGAAUUGAAUUCCAUUGAAUACAGCAUCAAUAUCUUAGAAGGUACCAAUCUGCUAGAUAAUAUUCAAAAAGAACAAGAAAACGAUCAACGAUUACAAUCGCUCAUUAGAACAAUUACUUCACAACCAGCUAAACCUUUCAAUACCAAACAUGCACCAUAUGUAUUAAUCAACAAUUUGUUAUAUAAGGUACGUCAUUUUAAUACAUACACCGACCACCGAAUCCUUGGUAACAAACAUCUUCUCGUCAUACCGCAAUCAUUACAACAACCAAUUCUACAAAUCGCGCAUGAUCACCCAACUGCUGGGCAUGCUGGACGGUUUAAAACUUUGUACCGUCUAUCAUCACGCGUUUACUGGCCAUCCAUGAGAAAAGAUGUAUUCAAAUACGUACAAACCUGUUUAACUUGUCAACAAUAUAAAUAUGAUAAUUCACCCAAAACUCACCCAAUGCAACUACAUACUGUUUUACAACCAUGGCAUACGAUAGGAAUUGAUAUCAUGGGACCAUUCCCACCAACCUUCCGACAAAAACGAUUCCUGUUAGUCGUUGUGGACUAUUUUACGAGAUGGGUAGAAUUAUUUGCACUUCGACAAACUACUGCCACACAUAUCGCCAAUAUAAUCAUCGAUGAAAUUAUUUGCAGAUACGGUGCCCCAAUAUUUAUACUCUCUGACAAUGGUCCUCAGUUCAUCUCAAGCUUAUUUAACGAAGUUUGUAAAGGCUUAGGUAUUACACGUAAGUUCACAGCCAAUUACCAUCCACAAACAAACAUGACAGAACGAGUAAACCGAAAUCUCAAAACUUUAAUUGCUAUGUAUACCCAAAACAGCCCAGGGUUAUGGGAUAAGCAACUUCAAAAAUUUGCAUUUGCAAUACGAACGUCAAUUAACGAGUCUACAGGUGACACACCGGCUUUUCUAAACUUCGGGCGAGAUCCUAUAACACCACUGGACCUCAUUCUUACCAACUCACCAACUAAUACAGCAGUGAUUACUCCCGAACACAAGUUUCUACAAAAAUAUCGUAAUGAACUAAUUCAAACAUUACGAAAUACUUACCACCUGGUUCGUGAACAUUCUCUUGUCCAAAAAAUUAGUCAAAAAAAUAAGUAUGACAAACACACAAAACAACGACAACUUGGCGUAGGUGAUUUAGUAUGGGUCCAAAUACCUACUCCUCAAAUAGACAAUGCCACCAUUUCACAUAAACUACGACCAAAAUAUCAAGGACCAUGCCGACUGAUUGAACAACUUUCACCAUCUACAUUUAAUGUGCUACGUCUCAAAGACAAUGUUAACAUCGGCACCACCAAUAUCGAUCGAAUGAAAUUAUAUUACGAACCCCACGAUAGUACCAUUCCUGCCUUAUCCACUCAAAAUUCCCCCUCUCCCCCUCCAGCCCGACGCUAUUUUUUACGAAAUCGUAAACAUUCGCACCCGUAUGAAUAA